AUGUCAAUGUGUCUAUCUUUGCUUUUUUCCGGCCCCUUUCUGGCAUCUGGCGUCGUCUUGUGGCUUAAAGCAGCCACAGAUGAUGCUAUGAUGAUUCCAGACCAGGAGGUGAUGAUACGAUUGUUUUCUUGUUUGCAAAUGUACAUCGGUUGCACAAAGCAGAAAGCAAAUGAUAGCGAAGUGCAUCGCUCCAUCAGCCUCUCGAACCACUGUCAGCAACUUCAUCUUCUGAUUUACCCGUUUGGUAAAGAGCAUAGGCCGGGCAAUGCAAAACGAGUCGAGUUGAAUAAGCAAGCGAGUGGUACAGCACAAGUACCCCCGUAUGUAAACGGGGCUAUUGAUACCGACAAAAACCCUGUUGGAACCCGGGCAAUACCACUAAGCCUAAACCCCCGCGGAAUACCCGGUCACUUGGCUCCAAAUCCCACCAAUAUUCCGAUCUUGAUAUGCAGGGAGACACCGACGCCAUUGUACCACACAAUAUGGUGA
Messenger RNA from Aspergillus eucalypticola CBS 122712, 489 nucleotides. RefSeq lists its product as uncharacterized. The coding region runs from base 1 to 489 and encodes 162 amino acids. The transcript has 3 exons. Lineage: Eukaryota; Fungi; Ascomycota; Eurotiomycetes; Eurotiales; Aspergillaceae. The record is from RefSeq and is a predicted model, not a curated record.